UAUUGCGUAAUGAAGCUUACGACGGCGUCGAAAUUGGCAAUGACGCUAACAACAUCGAGGCGUCUUGGUCGUACCCUGAAAUAGCUUAUGAUCACAGCAACUCUGACUUAAGUGCCACGAUGUCGGCGUCGCAUCGAAAAAUCUCAAGCUCAGAUCUUUCAGACGGGCGGUUGUCGCUGGGAAUAAGUGCGUGCGAAUCACAACGUGUCCUAUCGCUAUCACCACAACAACGGUUUACUAGUGCUGUCGUUACAACCACUACUACUACUACUGAUACUACUACUACUACUGCUUCCGAGACUAAUACAACAAGAGCUUUUGUUGAAUAUCGACGUAAGCCAGAGAGACACGAAGAGGUCGAAAGUUCGCGACCCUUCGGUAACCAAGUGUCUUGUGAAAAGAAUAAAAACCUUGUCGAGGUUGAGGUAGACAAGGAAGAGGAAGAGGAAGUAAAAGAAAAAGAGGAGGAGUCGGUGUUGGAUGAAAAGAAUCUACUUGAGACGCUAAAACUUAAAGGUGAAAAACCAUUCGAAAAAAAACGCUGUUCUGUUGAUAGCAUCAGUUUCAAGGUCAAGAGUGCGAUUGAAGAUCAUAACGAGCACGACUGUGAACCCGAAAAUCUUGGAGAGAGUGCGGGGAAAAGAAGGAACGAGACGGAGGAAUUUAGAGUGAAUACCGCGAGUGAGAGUGAUAAAGCUGUAAGCGAGUGGGGGAAUGAUGGAGAAAGAGGAGCUGGCUAUCAGCGGAGCAAUGCGGUGCUAUUGAGAUAUCAAGUGGACGUCGAGAAUAACCAGAGUACGUCGGGUGAGUCAAGAGAGGCCGCUGGUGGCAUCGCUGAUGAUACGCACACAACAACUGCUACCGUGGAAUUUUUAAAGAUCGACGACGACGCCGGUGGAGGACACGAGUCUUCCAGCACAGUCUCUACAAGCACCGUCAAGUACGUUCCCCCGGACACCUGUGACACAGAUUUCGUUUUAGUGAACUCUGAAAUCGCGAAUAAUCCGUCGGUUGAUACUUUACUCGAUAAAAAUAUUUCAAAAGCUUCGUCUACUUGUGCUUAUUCUUAUUCUCCCUCCUCUUGUUAUUUUAAUUCUCUAGAAUGUACCAAUUCGCGUUCGCCAGUGAAAGAUCUCUACUAUGUUCCGCUUCAUGAGACGUGUGAUUAUUCGAGUAAGCAAGAAAAAUAUCUCGAUAGUCCAAGUUCGCUGACGGAUCUCUGUAUUAGAAAAAUUCUGUCUAUGCCUUACGGCAUCCAAAUAAUCAACGAGAUAACUCAUCCAAAAUUCAAUAUUUCCACGGAUUCCGAAAAAACUUUCGGAGAUAUAAAAAGUAGUGAACUGGAAGAAGUGGAUCCAGCAGGAAAAGUUUUUGAAAUGAUAAAGAGACGUCCGAAAAGUUGGAUGGGUGUUCCGACGAGUGAAAAUCCGCAGCUGCUGGUUUGCCUCUCACCAUCCCAGCAGAAACUCAAUACUAGUAGUCUACAACUACGCACAAGCGACGCGGACAAGCUUCUCGAUCUACACAAAAAGUUUUUAAAUCGCCGCAGCUAUCACGAGACUACCGGGGAUCAUCGUCGCUGUGAAUCGUUUACGAUACCCAAGUAUUAUCGGGUGCAAGUUAACUCGAGUAAAGACUUGAUCUCAAAGACUUGUGCAGCAGCCGAAGUGCCGGAAAAAGACGUGGGUUUUAAAGAAAAUAAGCUUAAAAGCAAGUGCAACGAGUGGAACCAAUCUAAUCGAGUUACUACCUCGUCAUCUAACCGACUUCUCAAGAUCAUAAAAGAAAAUCCUAUAGCUACCCUCGACGACAACGACAACGACAACGAGCACGACAAUGGCUACAAACACGAGCACGACCACCACGACUAUUCUCUUCCUCCUACCAAGGACUCAGUCGCCUCAAAUCCUCAUAAAAAUGUUAGACAAGAUCGUACAAAAACUACACGGCUUUCAGACUGGUUAGCUCUCGCAAGAAAUGACCCCACGGACUAUUCCAAGUACCAAAAAAUUUCCUCUUGUCAUUUUACUGGUGAACGAGUUAGUUGUCAAGAUAAUCAGCAAGUAAGUGCAUUUAGUCCAGUGAACCGUAGAGACCAGAACAAUAAAAAUUCAAAUAAUAAUGAUAAUAAUAAUAAUCAUAAAGAUGUUGAUAACGAUGGUUGUCAUCCACGGGUCAACAGUGCAUUGAUAAUCCGGUCAGCGGACGUUCCUAAUGAAAUAAUUAAUACUGCGUCAUUGAACAAGAGUCCAAUUACGUACAAGAGUGCGAUAAUAGACAAGUCAAGUGCCGUCGAGCAUUGCAAACGCACUCCGUUGUUUUGUCGUGGUAUUGAUCCAGGACAGGUGAACCCUGCGUUGAUUAAUAACAACAAGCCGGAGACACCACCACGACCAAGUAGAAUCCAACGUACAGUUGUCGACCGGUCCUGCAUUGACACAACAAGUAUCUUUGAUCAAACGCCCCCGCGAAGCUAUUUAGAGCCUCGCAGAUAUGAUCCGGAAACUGAAGCACUUAAGCCUCGUCAAGCUAUUAGCACUACUACCAGCGCCACUACUACUAGCAUUGUAGGAAGGAAAAUCCGAGAGGAUGACAAAGAGAAUAAGCACCAGCAGACAGUCGAGGAGAAUCUAAAGCGAUUUAGAACGGCUAAAGACAUAAAGGACCUGGCUGAUGGCCGCAGACGGUACUCACUACCACCAGAGCUCUUUGACAGACAGUUGGAGUACGUUGAACGGCUUGAGGAUAAACUUAAAAAGGUUAUACUGACGGAGAAAACGGAGACAAAGAUGGAGGAGAAGGAGGUGAAUAGAGUCUUUAAAGAAUUUGACGAGGUGAAAACGGAAAUGGCACUCGAUGAGGAUAAAAGUUCGCACGAUAGAGCGCUAAAGGCGAGCGGGUGUUCAGAAAUCGGUGAUAAUCGUAAAGAAUCGUGGAAGAACGAGUCGAAAGUUGAUGACAAAGGUCGUACCGAGUUUAUGAAGAAUGAGGGUCAUCUCGAACAGUCGACGAGUGUUGAAGUCGGGAAGGACGGCGAGCGUAUUGAAAAGUCGAUACGGAUGUUUGAAAAUAAGGAAGAGUGCUGGAGAACUUUGAAAAAUGAAAAUGUUGCCCGACAAAAGAUUGGGAGAACUAAGUGUAUAAGGUUCUUUGAUAGAGAAGAUGAACCUCAAGAGAAACUCCAAGAGAAAGAAGAUGUGUUGAGUCAGAGUAGAGAGAUCCAGAAAGAUACGUAUGAAGGGAAAAUGUUUGACGAUAAUAAAAUGAUAAAACGCCAAGCGAGACCCAAGUCCAUUUCAAUUUUCCCAACUACUGACGAAACCCUACGCGGAAAAAUGUACGAUGAGUACAGAGAUAAAGUGCUCGAGCGCGAGGAAAGAAAACAUCAGAAAGUUAUAAAAAUUAGCUCUCACGUCGACUUUGUAAAGCCGGAGAGUCCGGAUGAUAAAAAUAAUCUUGCCAAUAACAUGAGUAGCAUUCAGAAGGAGUUUAUCCAGAAGGCCAAAAAUAGAAUGAAUAAGUUUGGUAUCAAUUUGGACGACAGUGAGACCGAAAUUGUUCAAGAGCAGGAUACUGAGACUUCUUCCACUUGUACUUAUACUUCUGCUACUGCUACUAGAAAGACGGAGAGGAGCCAAAGCCAAAUAAUAACGAGUGAGGUCAAGGAGAAAAAUAAAUGUGAGUGUCGUGGCGAUGAGAAAGCCAAGUGUCUUAUCGAUGGAAAAGAAAUCAAAGACGUUGGGAAACUACCCAAGCAUCUACAGGAAUUUCUUGUGCUCGCUGAUACUGAGGAUCAUCAUCAUCAUCAUAAGCAUAAUCAUCAGCGGCAUCAUGAUCAUCAGGACGGUGUUUGGUCACCGGGCAGCAGCAGCGAGCCGCCUUCGCAUAAGCAGCAACCGAGCAGUCCAGAUCGAGGCAAGAAUACAGAAAGAGAUGCUGGUAUACCGCCAGUUUGGACUCCUUCCAGCGCAGGAGCGAGUCCUGUUGCCGAGCGCAAAGAGUUUCGUCCAGUCACCUUCGAAAGUCCUAUUCUAGGUCGGAGAAAAAAAGCUCAGGCGGAGCAACUGUCGCAGCCGCCCUGGAAAAACGAACAUCACCAGCAGGAAACGGAAAAUAAGAACAGUACGUCCAGUAACGGCACUGCCACCAACUCAACUUCUUAUAAUAUAAGCCCGCGGAUCGUAAACUCUCACUCGGUGCCGUCCCAAGGGUUGAACACCCUCGCAACCACACCAAGACUACCGCGUGCGCAAAAUCCGACAAUUACUCUCCUGCAAAAGGCCAGAGAGGGUCAAUUGCCCAAAGGUGCUGCCUACCUCACUGAGACCGCCAGCUUCAAAAAUAACGACACCACUGAAGACAUAAAAUACGAAAAAAAGCCCAAAGAAGAAGAAGAAGACCUUAGAAAAAUGGAAAAUCCACCGCGAAAAAUAGAAGGCAUCGGACCGACAACUAAAGACGGGAUUCCCGUUGCUCUUAGAUCGGAGGUAAAAGACGAUAACCAGGCAAAGUGGUACAAACAAAUGUACGACUCGCUCCACCGUGCCGGCAAAGACGAUGACUACGUGACUAUCCGAUACAAGCCACGGCGAGGAUUUAGAUACGGGCAUGGAAGUGCCAGCGGUUAUUUAAGCGAACCUGAGCCACGUGCGUAUGCAGACAAGUCCGCGACAUUGGAUAUACGGAGACGUCAAAGAAAUAAAGAAAAUGACUCGACAAUCUCGACGAUGCCAAGAAAAAGCGCGCUGGUGAAAACGACGGCUGAAGUUUAUCGAAAUCAACCGGGACGCAUUGAGAAUUAUCAACCAGGUCAAUCUACUAUCGGUGAAAAAGAAACUAAAGAGUGGUGGGACGAGGUCAUGGACAUAUUUGAUAGGCCGUUUGAUCAGCACAAUCCUCACACGGCCAAACCCUACAUGAGUCAUGCACUAAAAGAAUCUGGAUACGAGAGUGACUCGACUCUUAUUUUCCGUCGACGAGAUGACGUCAGUCCUCUAAGCCCACUCGAGCAGAGACUUGCAUACAAAACAGUGCAGAAGGGUGGCGACGUUCCUCUACACGGGCUACGAAAACUCGCACCCGAGCGACCCAAAGAGUACUCACACGCACCCCCUCCGCCGCCGCCGAAAUCGCAUCUCUGCAGGACCGAGUAUCAAGAAUCACCGAGACGAUAUGUCGAGGGUGAGGUGACGAUUCAUUAUCGUUCUCCAGUCCGUGCGGAAGCUAAGGAAAUUCUUAGCGAAGAAGAACUUGCACGGAGGAGUGCCGAGAAUAUGCGCCGAGUUUAUCAGGAGGAGAGACGGAGAAAAUAUCUCCAAGAGUUGCACGACAUAGAUUCCCGUCGACAUACUGAUAACUUUAUACCAUCGCAAAAGUCUCCGAUACCAUUGAAUCGGUACGACGAUUUUGUGGAUGACAUGAGUUAUAGAAGUAGAUCUCAAGAGCAAACUCCCGAGCCGCGACUUGUCGCACGAGCGAUGUACAAUUUUGUGGGACAGACAUCGCGUGAAUUGUCAUUCCGGCGAGGUGACAUAAUUCUCAUUCGCCGGCAAAUUGAUAAAAAUUGGUACGAAGGUGAACAUAAUGCUAUGAUCGGUCUCUUUCCUCUAAAUUAUGUCGAGGUCUUGCCGUUUGAAGGAAUGAGAUCGACCCCGAAAAAACCCUACGAGGGUCAAGCACGUGCUAAAUUUAAUUUCAUCGCUCAGACGAACCUCGAGUUGUCUCUUGUGAAGGGAGAGCUCGUUGUGUUGACAAGAAGAGUUGAUGACAAUUGGUUCGAAGGACGGAUUGGCAGUCGCAAAGGCAUAUUUCCUGUUACUUAUGUUGAAGUUAUCAUGGAACCGGGACAACACCGACCCGAAACACCCGUCUCCAGUAAACCAGUUGCGUCCCCAGCGGCUCACAGCAUGCUGUCCAAUGGUACUGCCAGCGGUAAAUUGAGCAUGGGGCCUCAUCACUACACACCCUCGAUACCUGUUAAAACUACUUCUACUGAGCCUCAAUAUAUAUCACUGCCACGUAUUGGUGUCACUGAACGCAACAAAUUGCACGUUGCACCUGUCAACGAAACAUUGCACAUCGACACACACUCGGAUACGUUACCAUACCGAGCGCUGUACAAUUAUCGGCCGCAGAACGAGGACGAGCUGGAAUUGAAAGAAGGCGACACAGUCUUCGUGAUGGAAAAAUGCGACGACGGAUGGUUCGUUGGUUCAAGCCAAAGAACUGGUUACUUCGGCACCUUCCCGGGAAAUUACGUCGAGCGAUUGUGAGACGAGGCGAGUCCUCGCUGGCCCGUGCCCGCGGGGAGGUACCGAUUCCCCAAGAGUGUUCCCGUUGAAUUACCAAAGGAGUCAUCGAGAAAAAUCGAGUAUCGCUGUUAGUUAAUCCAACCCUAACAAUAAUUAGUUAAUAAUUAAUAAUUAAUAACACAAGUCAUUAAUAAAUUUAUUUUGAUUGUUUAUUAUUAUAUUAUUUAAUUAGAUAUUUAAAGCUUCAAAGGUCUUCCACGACUUAUUUUUUACGUCGGAAUAUUAUUUGAUAGCGUAGCAUUACACCAAAUAAUAAAAGUUAAUGAUUAACAUUUAAGUUUUAAUUAAUUAAUUUACGGACUAACGUCUAAUGUGUAAGUAGUGUAAGAUAUUUAUUGUUUACUUCCAUUGAGAUGUCUCAGAAUUUAAAUUACAAUGAUGAUGACGCGGUUUGUUGGAAUUAGCAAUUAAAUGCUAAAUAAAUAAUUAAUAAUAAUACUAAUUAAUAAUAAUGAUAUUAAUGUUGAGUCUGUUGUGCAACAUGUGUAUCAAAUAAUCACGAAUUUCUCGUUACCACAUACCAAAAUAUAUAAAUAAAUCUAUACAAAUAUAUAAA
Molecule: messenger RNA, 6867 nt
Organism: Microplitis demolitor
Lineage: Eukaryota; Metazoa; Arthropoda; Insecta; Hymenoptera; Braconidae
Gene: CAP
Exons: 19
Coding region: 120-6272 (2050 amino acids)
Molecular function (GO): protein binding
Source: RefSeq, a predicted model, not a curated record